ACGGAAGCACCUAGCCUAUGGCGGAAACACCUGGUCCUGCACAGCCUCCUUCGCGCUACCGCAAAUCUCCGCUCUGUUUUCUGACAACGCGCCAUUCUCGCCUUGGCAACAACGCAAGGCUCAGUCGCCGCCGUUCCCCUCAAAGCCCAUCGAGUUUUCUCCGAUCCCGCCGAGGGACGAACAGCCGCAUGCGGCUGCAUCGCGCCUGCGCCAUAGUGUCGCCCGCGCCCGCGCCCGCGCCAUGCUGUCAAGCAUUCACUCAUUUCCAUCUGCGCCGGACACUGUCUGCCUCAGGCUGGCAGCCUGGCAGGUGCGCUGGAACCGAGGGGAGAAACGACAUGCAGGCUGCACCUGGGCCGGGGUGUUUCUCGGCGGGUUGACGCUCUACGUGUAGGUACACGUCUGGGUAGUGGUGGUAGCCAUGCGAUCCAUGGAGCUUCAGACUGGCUGGCUAGUCGGACCCACUAAACUUCAAAAUUCCAUACCUUUUAGGUACAGACCUUUUUCGAGCAAGGUCCGAGUCGGACUUAUUAGUACUUACGAUGGGAGUAGAAAUACGCGAAAAGUCUUCUUGCGUCACCGUCGCCGCUGCUUUGAAGUUCCAGACUGGAACUUGCCAAAAGAGCCUUCCCCUGGGAGUUACAGCAUUGUUUUUUGCUGUCGCCGCUGCUUGCCUCUUCGCCCAUGCUUCCGCGGCGCCUCUUCCCGGCGCACGUCUUCCCUCUCCAAACGAAUCUCCAGAAAAUAAUGUAAAAUCCGCUGAGACGCUCUCGGAUCUGGUCGCGCUUAAAGCGCAGGCCGUGGAGGCGAGGCGGCACGCGCUGGUGCUUCUCCGCGAGGUGCGGUCGCUCAAUGACAGCAUCUCCGCCGCCAACAAGAAAAUCCAGGCGGCGCUGGCCGCGCAGGACAAGCUCAAGGUGACGUCAGCGCGGCUGGCGGAGCAGCGGAAAGUCGUUAAAGAGCUUUCUGCUAUUGUAGACAAAACCGCGGAGCGGAUGUUCCGGCAACUUGCUGAAGGCUCAGCUACUACAAGCCGGACCUUCGACUCGGAGAGUGGCUCGGAAGAGGAGGACGCCCAGCUAUCGCUGGUAACAGAGCGUGACUCGGAGGAAGCUCGGCUGUCGCUGGUAACAGCAGGCGAGGCGAAGCUCGUUGCAGAGCGGCUUGCAGCACGGGUCGCACGGAGGGUUAUGCGACUGCGCGACAAAGCAGACUCGUACGGCGUCGCAGUGACGUGUCGCGACGAAAUGGUGAAAGUUUUUGAGCUGAGGCUCCCCCACGUGCUGGCAGCAGAAGAGAAAGCGGAGGAGGCAGCGCGGGAUUAUUUCACAGCGUGGAGACGGGCAAUGGAGACUUUCCCGGAAAUUGAUGUGCUUGAAAUCGUCCAGUCAGCGUCCUCAGAUUCUGGCCGAGCAAGGCGGGCCACGGACAUUUUGAAAUUGUUGGGGGGCGCGGGACAAGGGCAACUGAGAGGUGAAGUGUCUCCCGGGAGCGUCAAAGACGACCCCUUUUCUGCAGAGAUUGACGAUUCCCAUGGCGGAAGGACCGACCUUGGAAAGCAGACUCAAAAGCUGAGGCCCUUGGGAAUUGUGAACGAGUCCAGGCAAGCGGUGGAGGAAGUAGCAGCAGCAGAUGCAGAGGAGGCUGUGGCUCGGGGAUUGCUGAACGGCCUCCGAGCCGAAAUUCAGGCAUGGAAAUCUUCCAUAGCUGAGGUUCGGGCUUCAGAGGAUCUGCAGAAGCUCAAGAGAUUGCGGCAAGAGCAGGAGAAUGCGGAGGGAGACGCACAGUUUGCUGAUUUCCAGGUGAAGGAAUCAGAGAAGGACCUGCAGCAGGCGAGGGCUCUGGUGGCAGAAACAAUGGAGAUGGUAGAGGAACAGAAAAAGAUUCUCCAAGAAGCAGAACAAGCGGUGGCCCGAGCCAUGGCUGUUGAGGCAAAAACACAUACCUUGAGAGCACGGAUGCUGCGAGAGGAGGCAGAACUGGUGACGGCCCAGGCGGAGAGAGUGGCUGGAGCAAUGGUAAGGAAGAUGAAACGAGCUGAGAUGCUGGUUUUGGAGAGAACACAAGGAUUGCAAGCUGCCCAGCUGGAAAGGGAAAAUGCAGCAAAGAAAGCUUCUGAACUUGGAGCCAAUGUGAAGGAGAUGGGAGAGCGGUACGGUAGAAGUGAGUUGGCAGCUAAGGAGGAUGUUAGGCUUAUGAAUCUGCUGAAGCCUGUAGUGCUCACAAAGCAUGGUGAAGCACGUGCAGCUAGAUUGGCAUGGGGUAGGUUCUUAAUCUUGGGAAAAGCUUAGGUGUUACAAACCGCCCACUCUUCAUUUUUUAAAGUAUGUACGUGUUGCAUAUACGUGU
Molecule: messenger RNA, 2349 nt
Organism: Closterium sp. NIES-67
Lineage: Eukaryota; Viridiplantae; Streptophyta; Zygnematophyceae; Desmidiales; Closteriaceae
Source: the annotation of a GenBank genome assembly